Drosophila yakuba is the source of this 3056-nucleotide messenger RNA. RefSeq names its product coatomer subunit gamma (gene gammaCOP). Bases 118 to 2754 code for a protein of 878 amino acids. Gene Ontology annotation, molecular function: structural molecule activity. The transcript has 6 exons. NCBI's taxonomy places the organism in Eukaryota, Metazoa, Arthropoda, Insecta, Diptera, Drosophilidae. Gene Ontology annotation, cellular component: endoplasmic reticulum-Golgi intermediate compartment; Golgi membrane; endoplasmic reticulum. Gene Ontology annotation, biological process: intracellular protein transport; endoplasmic reticulum to Golgi vesicle-mediated transport; protein secretion. The record is from RefSeq and is a predicted model, not a curated record.
GAUGUUUUCACAUCGAUAACAGAUGAACCAACUGGGCACCGCUGAGUGACGUGUAAGCGCAGCCAAAAAAACCAUUUCAAUUGUUUUACCCACGAUUUAACCGAAAGUUCCAAGACAAUGGGUUCGUUCCGCCGCGACAAGGAUGAGGAGGAGGACGGACCGAGCAAUGCGUACCAGAACCUGGAAAAAACGUCGGUGCUUCAGGAGACGCGCACCUUCAAUGAGACGCCGGUGAACCCAAGGAAGUGCAUCCACAUCCUGACCAAAAUCCUGUACCUGAUCAAUCAGGGUGAGCAGCUUGUGGCCCGUGAGGCCACCGACUGCUUUUUCGCGAUGACGAAGCUCUUCCAAUCUAAGGAUGUGGUGCUGCGACGUAUGGUUUACCUGGGCAUCAAGGAGCUGAGCUCCAUUGCCGAGGACGUCAUCAUCGUGACCAGCUCGCUAACGAAGGAUAUGACUGGCAAGGAGGACCUGUACAGGGCCGCCGCCAUUCGGGCCUUGUGCAGCAUCACGGAUAACACCAUGUUGCAGGCCGUGGAGCGCUACAUGAAACAGUGCAUUGUCGACAAAAACGCGGCAGUUUCUUGUGCCGCAUUGGUCAGUUCCUUGAGAUUGGCCAGCACUGCCGGCGACGUAGUCAAGCGGUGGGCAAACGAAGCCCAGGAGGCCUUGAACAGCGACAAUAUUAUGGUGCAGUACCACGCGUUGGGUCUGCUCUACCACAUCCGCAAGUCGGAUCGGCUGGCUGUCUCGAAGUUGGUCAACAAGCUGACCAGAGGCUCUCUGAAGAGUCCCUAUGCCGUUUGCAUGCUGAUUCGCAUUGCCUGUAAGCUGAUCGAGGAGGAGGACAUUCCCUCUGAAGAGCUGUCCGAUUCCCCCUUGUUUACGUUCAUCGAGUCCUGUCUGCGCCACAAGAGCGAGAUGGUCAUCUACGAGGCGGCUCACGCUAUUGUCAACCUCAAGAACACCAAUCCGCGAAUGCUAUCGCCCGCGUUCUCCAUCCUCCAGCUAUUCUGCAGCUCGCCAAAGGCAACGUUGCGCUUUGCGGCUGUGCGCACACUCAACAAGGUGGCCAUGACGCACCCGGCGGCAGUGACCACCUGUAAUUUGGACCUGGAAGGUCUCAUCACGGAUUCCAACCGAUCGGUGGCCACUCUGGCCAUAACUACGCUGUUGAAGACCGGCGCUGAAUCCUCGGUGGAGCGUCUGAUGAAGCAGAUCUCCACGUUUGUGGCCGAGAUUUCUGAUGAGUUCAAGGUUGUGGUCGUGCAGGCCAUUUGCGCUCUGUGUACCAAGUAUCCGCGCAAGCACACAGUGCUGAUGAACUUCCUCAGCGGUAUGCUGCGCGAAGAGGGUGGCCUUGAGUACAAGACCUCCAUAGUUGACACCAUCAUCACGAUCAUCGAGGAGAAUGCGGACGCCAAGGAGUCCGGUUUGUCGCAUCUGUGCGAGUUCAUUGAGGAUUGUGAACACGUUUCACUGGCGGUGAGGAUUCUUCACCUGCUGGGCAAGGAGGGACCCUUCGCGGCCACACCCUCCAAGUACAUACGCUUUAUCUACAACCGCGUCAUCUUGGAGAGCCCUAUUGUGCGAGCAGCCGCAGUCACGGCCAUGGCUCAGUUCGGAGCAUCUUGCCCAGCCUUGUUAAGCAAUAUUCUCGUACUGCUGGGUCGUUGCCAGAUGGAUCCGGACGACGAGGUGCGUGACCGCGCCACCUACUACCUUAGCAUUCUUAACUCAGAAAGGCCAGAGCUGUACAAGAACUACAUCAUCGAGAGGGAGAAUUGUUCUUUGGCUCUGCUGGAGAAAUCGCUGGUCGAUCAUCUGAAUGGCGACCUGGACACACGCUUUGAUAUUUCCAUUGUGCCCAAGGCGGCCAUAGUAAAGCCGGUGAUUGCCAACGAUGUAAUGCUUGUUACCAGCAGUGCUCCACGACCGCCGAAAAUCACGCGGGAGGAGGAGAGUGCUGCACGUCUGGCACAGCUGCCAGGCAUCCAGGUGCUGGGCCCUAUCCAUCGCAGCACAGCUCCCAUCCAGCUGACCGAAAGCGAAACGGAGUACACGGUGCAAUGCAUCAAACACAUAUUCGGCCAGCACGUGGUCUUCCAAUUCGAUUGCUUGAAUACGCUAUCCGACCAAAUUCUGGAAAAUGUGCGGGUGGAGCUCACGCUGCCGGAAGGAUUCACAGCCAGGGCGGUCAUUCCAUGUCCCAAGUUACCCUACAACGAUCUGCAGACCACAUUUGUCAUCGUAGAAUUCCCGCCCGACGCCGCCAGUUCCAUCGCCACCUUUGGUGCCACUUUGCGAUUUGUGGUCAAGGACUGCGAUCCCAACACCGGCGAGCCGGACUCAGAUGAGGGCUAUGACGACGAGUACAUGCUAGAGGAUUUGGAGCUGACAGUUGCCGAUCAGAUACAGAAAACCAGAAAGAACAAUUUCCAAGUGUCAUGGGAUGCAGCUGACACAGAAGAAUGGCUACAAGCCGAGGAUACCUUUGUGCUAUCGGCAGUGACCACCUUGCAGGAAGCCGUCAACACUAUAGUCAAGAUCCUGGGGCUGGGCGCUGCAAACCUCUCUGAAAAUGUACCUGAGGGUACGCACCUGCAUACGUUGCUCUGUUCAGGAACCUUCAGAGGCGGCGCCGAGAUUCUGGUGCGGGCCAAGCUGGCGCUUUCAGAGGGCGUCACGCUUAAUCUGACGGUGCGCAGCACAGAUCAGGACGUAGCGGAGCUCAUAACGGCGGCCAUCGGAUAAGACAGCGAGCCAUGCAGGAACCUCGUUUGGUUUUUGCGUGCUGUCAACGUAAUCUGAACUACGAAACAGAAAGUUACACCUAAUCAAAAAAUAAUUCGUACCUUUAAGUGACUGUCCCUGUCCACAAUUCGGCAUGUGCAACAUUGAGUAUUGCUACUGUCCAUUUCCAAAAAGUUUAUGUGGCCCAGCGAUGCAUCCUCGGAAAUGUAUCGCAUAUGUUUAUUAUCCCCAUUUAGCCUGUGCAUUUAGCUUAAGUAUGGAAACAAAAUAUUAAAAAUACAUGUAUAUGCAAUGCAACCCGA